Molecule: messenger RNA, 2875 nt
Organism: Salvelinus fontinalis (brook trout)
Lineage: Eukaryota; Metazoa; Chordata; Actinopteri; Salmoniformes; Salmonidae
Gene: sh3glb2a
Product: SH3-domain GRB2-like endophilin B2a
Exons: 14
Coding region: 99-1307 (402 amino acids)
Biological process (GO): membrane organization
Cellular component (GO): membrane; cytoplasm
Molecular function (GO): protein binding
Source: RefSeq, a predicted model, not a curated record
UGAUGUGUAGAUACCAGAGACAGUGACAGAUACCUCUGACCGAAUAACGUCUCCCUGGACAUAGCUAGAUGUGUGUUUAGCCAGAUACUUCCUACAUAAUGGAUUUCAACGUGAAGAAAUUAGCUUCGGAUGCUGGAGUGUUUUUCACACGAGCUGUACAGUUCACAGGGGAAAAGUUCGGACAGGUAGAGAAGACUGAGCUGGAUGCCCAUUUUGAGAAUCUGCUCAGCCGUGCCGAUUCCACAAAAAACUGGACAGAGAAAAUCUUCAGGCAGACAGAGGUUCUGCUGCAGCCAAACCCAAUUGACCACACUGGUGCCAGGAUUGAGGAGUUCCUGUAUGAGAAGCUUGACAGAACGGUUCCAUCCAGACCAAAUAAUGGAGAACUACUGGGUCAUUACAUGCAGGAUGCGGCUAAAGAUUUUGGACCUGGAACUCCAUAUGGUAGCACCCUGAUCAAGGUAGGUGACUGUGAGAGGAGACUAGGCGGUGCACAGAGAGAGUUCCUACAGACCUCCGCUAUCAGCUUCCUUGCCCCACUCAGGAACUUUCUGGAAGGAGACUGGAGGACCAUCUCAAAAGAGAGGCGUCUCCUGGAGAACCGCAGACUGGACCUGGACUCCAGUAAAGCACGGCUGAAGAAAGCCAAACUAGCGGAGUCCAAGGCGGCGUGUGAGGGAGAAGCUGUGCCUGAUUUUCAGGAGACCAGACCCAGGAAUUAUGUCCUCUCUGCCAGUGCAUCUGCGCUCUGGAGUGAGGAAGUGGACAAAGCAGCGCAUGAACUUCGAGUGGCCCAGACAGAGUUUGACAGACAGGCAGAGGUCACACGACUCCUGCUGGAGGGCAUCAGCAGUACACACGUGAACCACCUGCGCUGCCUGCAUGAGUUUGUGGAGGCACAAACAGCCUACUACAAGCAGUGUUACCUGCACAUGCAAGACCUGCAGAAAGAGCUGGGCAGUUCCAAUGGAGAUGUGUUUCCCAACGCGUUUGCUGGUAACCCGGGUCUCUCCAUGGCCUCCGGUGGCUCCUCUCCCCAGGGGAAUGCCACCCUACCCCAGGACGCUGCCAGCGCUGUGGAGACAGACACACUGAAAAUCGAAGAGGUACAGGCCCCCGCCACAGGCACACGCAAGGCCAAGGUCCUGUACGACUAUGACGCUGCCGACACCAGUGAGCUCUCCCUACUGGCUGACGAGCUAAUCACAGUUUACACAGUGCCAGGCAUGGACUCUGACUGGCUCGUUGGCGAGAGAGGGAACCAGAAAGGGAGAGUGCCUGUCACAUACCUGGAGCUGCUCAGCUAAAGAAACUACACUCAAAGAAAUACAUGGAGACACACACACACACACACACACACACACACACACACACACACACACACACACACACACACACACACACACACACACACACACACACACACACACACACAAUUGCACUCACAUGCCUUCAAACAUGCAGACGUUGACGAAUUCAAACAAGCAAACACACCCACUGUACAUUCUGUACGCACCAGGACUGCAUGAAAUCAUUGGUAAUUAUGAAGGCAAAUGCCCUACAUUGAAUAUGGAGGAAUGGUUACCUUGGCUGAAAAUUCUGAAUUGUGAGAUGUUUAUAGAUUUUAAUUUCACCCUGCUUCUCACAGCAGGACAAUAAUCCUGCAGCUACAAGACAUGUAAAUGAUUAUGUGGAUUAUAAUUAAGGGACAUGUUUGUAGGGGCUGAUACAUUUUUUUCAAUAGGGCAAAUCAAGUCUGACAUUUUUUAAGUGGAAAUUACAAACUUUAGAAGCCUUUUUAAAACUUGAAUACACUACAAUUUGCAUUUCCUGCUCUGCUGGAAAAUUCUCUGCGACAACGGAGUGGCCAAAUUAAGAUAGCAGACCUGUACAUACUGAAAUCCCCUGUAUUAUUCAGGCUUUUUGGUUUUAUUUUAGGUGACCUUUCACAGCAGGUGUGAAGCUUCAUACAGCCUGCCCACUCACUAUCACCUGUUUAAACUAUAUGCACCAAUGCACCAAUUUUUUCCAUUCCAUACACCCUGUGCACCUGUAGUUAGACCACAUUCCUAUAAUGUAAUUUUCCUCUAACACUACCUGGAACUGAAACAUUUCAUGGUCGUAUGCCCUGCUUAACGAACUGGGAAUGUAAUCACUCUUACAGCAAAUAUUUGAAGCACUCCUAGUUGUUUACUAGAUGCCUUACAAUGAUGCGAGAGAGCUGUUUCCAUCUGCUAUAACUAAUAGAAUGUAUUGUACACACCACAAUGUCCACACACUCCUGUUUGCUUGGACACUUCCUUUGAAGAAGACAGGCCAGAUCUAACACAGAACAUACAUUUUGGCAUGCAAGACCAUAACUUGUUAUCAUUUAAGUAUCUGUGAUUAGCUAUAUUCCCAUUUGUCCCUUUUUUUAGUUUGCUCUUUUGCUCUUCUGUUUCUUAAACAUGUUACUGUUCCUUCAGUUGUCUUUGUUUCUUUUUAGUAAAAUGUUUGUUUGAUCUGAUGUCUUUUCUGUGAUCAAGUCUAAGUGUCUUCAGACAGGACCUAGGCUGCUGCAUGUGCUACUGGCAGGAGUUGGUCAGAGUGUUCUGUCCACUGAAAAGCCUCUUUAAAAAAAAAAAAAAAAAAAUGUAAUCCAAAGUUUUAAUGGUUGUAUUUAUUUAUUUAUUUUAGUACCAAAGCAAACAAGUAUAUGCAUGCAAUUCUGAAUUGAGACCAACCCUGGUUUGUACCAUUGCUGCUGUGGCAUGUCUUGUUUUGACCCUUUUCUGCCUUUUACUGUCAAUGUAUUUAUUGCCUGUUAACAAGCCAUGCUGAAUGAAUGAAAAUAUGUAGGAUGUAAUAAAAAAAAGUAUGCUUUAUUUGGACACAA